AUGCGUCCGCCACGUCUGCUACUUUUGAUUUUCUGUUUUAUCUUUCUUCCCAUUCUUCUCACUUUCCUAUCGCUCAUCAGCGCCGAGCCUCAUCGUGGCGUCAACGGGGAUGUUCCUAUCGCUGGUCGAUCGAGCCGGUUACACGCUCUAUUUUCUUUCAACGCCCCGGCUUCUCUAUUCCCACCGUCUGCCAUCAUCAGUUUGACCGAUGACAACUCAACCUUUUUCCUGGCGCGACCAGCAGCAUUCGGGCCUCUUCUCCCUUCGAAAGGCCUCAACGGUCAGCUCUGGAUAGGCAGCGGCUUCAGCGAGGACACCCUCCGGAAGGGUGUCGGUACUGCAGGCUUCCAGGGAGAGCUCGGCUGCUCAGAUGUUCCCGGAUGGGACAAAGAUGGACAAUCAAAAACGGAGAAGAGCCUAAAGGAAACCGAAACCAGCACGCCCACCAGCUCUUCCCCGGACAAGGAGUCGGCCGACAGUCACAAAGGCCCCGACAAGAGCCUCGUCACGGCAGACAAAAAUAGCGGGCCGGCUCCAAAUGACGGCACCGAUGAUCAUCUUCACCACCCUCUUCCUGCGAGUGAUCCCCAGAAAUCAGGCGAGAAGCAACCUUCGACAACACACGCCGAUAUUCAGUCUUUGCAAGAGAGCGCGGAAAUUGCCGGGAAAGUCGUCCUACUUAGCCGGGGUGGCUGUGGCUUUUUAGAGAAGGUGAAAUGGGUUCAACGGCGAGGCGGCGUGGCCUUGAUAGUUGGAGAUGAUACCAGAGGUGGUAGUCUGAUUACGAUGUAUGCACGUGGCGAUACCUCAAACAUCACUAUUCCGGCGGUGUUUACUUCCUAUACCACUGCACACUUGCUGUCUUCCCUGAUUCCAGAAAGGGCAAUGCUGGAAGGACAGACAGAAGUUGACUCGAAGAAGCUAUCAUCGGAGCAAAAGCAAAAUCCAACGACUACAACGAAGAAAGCGGCUAGUAAACCAACCUCUACUACAUCGGCAAGGAAAGAGGUUGUUGAUAAAGAUGAGCCUUCUGAAGUUGAAGCCAAGGGAGACAAUUUUAUCUCCUUCUUGUUGUCACUGGUGGGUUGGGGAGAAGACGAGGGGGGUUCUCGUUCAAUAAUGGAGGAUAGCCGUCGACCUCCAAGCAGUGGCAAUAUUGACUGGGUCUUGGUUAAUGAGUAUGAUGAGAAUGAGGAAGUCAGCAAACCAAAGGCGACGCAGUCCAGUAAGGAUAAAGGAAAGAAAAAUGAGAAGUCUUCGAAGAAUGCCGAUAACCACCCUGUCGAUGGAGAUGGGUUCGAGAUCGGGGUACACGACUGGCGGGAUCCAGAUCUUGUGCCACCCAAGCCCUCGAAAUCAGAAUCUUCAUCCACUGCUGGCAAGAAUGAAGAUUCAGAUAAGAAAACUAAUAAAUCCGAUAGCAAAAAGGACAACGAUCUCAAAGGAGGCAGUAUCACGCCUGGAAGUGGAGAAUACACGCAUAUGAUCAAAGUCCCGGCUGGGUCCGACAAAACGAAUAAAUACGGGGUUGAGCGGGUUGAUUCCAAAUCAUCAAACCCGCAAAGCCAAUCAGACGAGAAAGGCUGGUUUGCGAGAUACUUUGGCUGGAACCAAGGCGUCGACGAAGAGCUGGAUCGGAUAAUGAAGAGCCGAUCACAAGCGUAUAGUGACAAGAAAAUGUCAACUGGUGAAGAAAAACAGACAUCUGACGACCAUGUUGGUCUUUGGGUGACCAUCACUCCAACAAGCAUGUCGACUAGCCCCUUUUUCGAUACGCUAUUGGUGCUCGUUGUCAGUCCGUUAAUCACGCUGACUGUUGUCUAUGCACUGCUACUUCUGCGGUCUCGGAUCCGCCGUCGACGCUGGCGCGCACCCAAGUCAGUAGUCGAAAGACUUCCAAUUCGGACGUACCAUACGAUAUCAUCUCACUCGACGACGUCGUCAAACAGUCCGCGGUCACCAAGCCCGGGGUCUGUUACAUCAACAUCUCCUCUGCUCGGCACAAGGCCACCUGGAGACGCGUGCGGUCGCUCUCGGCCACGGUCCCAGACUGUGUCUGGAGCUGUCAUUCACACGCAUGAUACCCUAUCGAGCAAAGAAGGAAAUGUAUCUGGGUCAGACCUGUGGAGACGAAAAUACAUUGGACGGCAGGUUGAAUGCGUAGUCUGUCUGGAGGACACCCCCUGGCUCACCACACGUCGACGCACUUGCCCGAUAUGCAAAGGGGACGUUGUUCGGUCAAUGGCUCAACAAGGACCUACAACUGCCACUCGAGAGCCUCCAACCAUUAUCCACACAGCAGCCGUACCAACCACACCACCAAUUGUUGAUGAUGCGAGUCUUGAGGACGGCACGAACCCAGACGUUCCAUUACUGUCCGACAACACGGCAUCGUCUUCAGCUCCGCAGUCUAGUUGGCGCAAUUUCUCCUCUUUGAGUUUCUCAGCUCUGAAUGGGGAUACAAUCUGGCACUCAGCUCGCAGCGAUCAGAACCGAAUCAAAGCCGUAGCUCAGGCCGAAAUCUCACGACUCGCCUGUGUGACAUUCCAGGCGCUCAGAUCAGGUGCAUAUCUAUAUCCAUUCCAGGGAAUAAUCUAUCUUCUCACGCACACCACUCUCCGCCAACCGCUCCAAGCCCGCCUCAUGCCGACGCUCACCCUAGGCAUAGGCGUCACCGGCGCCAUGUUCUUCCUCACCUACGUGCCUCAGAUGGCACUUCUGGCGCUCACAUCGGGGCCGCUAGUGGCGCCAAUUUCAGCGGCAUUGCUUGUCAUUAGGGAGAGCUCGGCGAUUACAGGGUUUUUAUCCUCCGCAUCCUCAUCCUCGUCUUCAUCAUUGGAUCUAGACGCCUUUGACGCAACGCUCAUCCUCAAAGGACACGAGCGCCUCGUCGCUAGCGGACGCGAACUCAAAUCCGCGCCUAAUCGGUAUCCAAAUGCCCUUUCUCGACUGGGCCGGCUGGUAGGCAUGAGCAAUGACAUUAAACCCAACCAAGCCCAGUCCUCCGCACUAAACCGCCUCAUCCGCACUCUACUCUAUCUACCACUAAACUUCAUUCCCGUCGUUGGAACACUCAUCUUCCUCGCCCUCUCGGGCCAAAAGGCGGGUCGGGAUGCCCUAACCCGGUAUUUUGAGCUCAAGGGUUUCACUGCUCGGCAAAGGGGGGAGUGGUUGGAAGCGCAUGAGGGUGGUUGUAUUGGGUUUGGGGUUGCUGCGGCCGUGCUGGAAAUGGUGCCUUUUGCUUCGUUUCUUUUUGCAUGUACGAAUACUGUUGGGGCGGCGUUGUGGGCUGCAAGUGUUGAGGAUGGGUCUGCUGUUACUGGUUCUGAUCACGGGAAGAAGAGUUCGUAA
Talaromyces atroroseus is the source of this 3351-nucleotide messenger RNA. RefSeq lists its product as hypothetical. Lineage: Eukaryota; Fungi; Ascomycota; Eurotiomycetes; Eurotiales; Trichocomaceae. Bases 1 to 3351 code for a protein of 1116 amino acids. Gene Ontology annotation, cellular component: ascospore wall; lipid droplet; prospore membrane. The transcript has 4 exons. The record is from RefSeq and is a predicted model, not a curated record.